Messenger RNA from Aphis gossypii (cotton aphid), 1188 nucleotides. RefSeq names its product zinc finger MYM-type protein 1-like. The record is from RefSeq and is a predicted model, not a curated record. Bases 1 to 1188 code for a protein of 395 amino acids. Gene Ontology annotation, molecular function: protein dimerization activity. The transcript is spliced from 6 exons. NCBI's taxonomy places the organism in Eukaryota, Metazoa, Arthropoda, Insecta, Hemiptera, Aphididae.
AUGCAAGAUGAGUUAUUACAUUUAUGUGCUGAUGAUGUAAGGCAAAAAAUAAUAGAAGAAGUUGAAAGUACUGGAGUGUUAGGGUUGAUGUGUGACGAAGCAAGAUGUUUCAAAGAAGAGCAAAUGACUGUUUGCAUACGUUACACAGUUGGAUUAGAUUUAUUCGAAAGGUUUUUAGGUUUUAUCGAUACUUCUGAAAAACAAGAUGCUGACAGUCUUUAUUGUCAUAUUCUUAAAUACUUUAAACACUUCAAUUUAACUAAGGCUCAAAUUGUUGCCCAGUCUUAUGACGGUGCCAAUGUAAUGGCAGGGAAAUUUAAUGGUAUUCAAGCAAAAAUAAAAAACACCUUUCCCUAUGCUAUAUUCACACAUUGCAUGGCACAUAGGAUGAAUCUAGUAAUAAUGGAUAUGUGUAAACAUUUAAAAGUAAAUAUGAAAAAGACUGCUACAUUGGGAAAGGCAAAUGACAUAAUAAAAGGAGUUAUACAAAGUCUGAAAGAGGCAAGAUCAAAUGAGGGGCUUAAUGAGAUAUGGAAAAACAUUCAAAGUUUUGCUGAAAAAUAUAACAUAUCUUUUGAAAUGUCCUAUGAAAAAGAAAGAUCAAAAAGAAAAAGAUAUGAAUCAAAUUUACUUCAAGGUUUUGUUUUGUCAACAACCACUGGUGCAGAAUUUCAGUCUACUGAAUCUGACUCUGUUGAAACUCAUUUUAGAGUUAAUGCUUAUUUCAAAAUUUUGGAUGCUGUUAUAGUUAACAUGGAAAAAAGAUUUUCAACUGAGAGUUUACAAAUGGCUUCUGCAGUUGAUAAUUUCUUAAAAUUAAACUUUAAUGAGAGUAAAUUCUUUAUUGAACAUUAUCAGGACUUGUUGGGCAUAUCUAAACAAGAUUUAAGAUCAGAAAUGACAGUUGCCAAAAAUUGUAUUGAAAGUUCAUGCGAUAAAAAUGAUUUUAAGCUUGAACAUAUAAAAAAAUAUGUCUCAAAGCAAGUCUACCCAAAUUUGUACAAAUUGUUGCAAGUGGCGAUCACUCUUCCAAUUAGUUCAUCAACAUGUGAGCGUUCUUUUUCGGCAAUGAGACGCUUAAAGACAUGGUUAAGAACAUCUAUGCUUCAAAAUCGUUUCAACACAACUUCAAUACUUAAUAUUGAAAAGGAUAUUACUGUUAAAAUGCUUUCAGAUUCAAUUCAAUAA